GGCGGACACAGCGGUACUCGCCAAUCUUCGGAAGAGACCAAUUCUUGUCCCGGCAACCCGUGACCAAUUCUUCUCGGGCAUCGGCGGAUCUACGCGGGAGCCAUGGGAAAAGGCAAUAAAGAUGACAGGCUCAGCGCAUUGCCGGAUGACAUUCUGGUCAACAUUUUUGACCGACUCAGUGUACGCGAUGCUGCAAGAACCAACGUCCUCUCAAGACGGUGGGGUCAGCUCUGCGCCAAGCUCUCUCGGCUUAUAAUAAGUUCUCUAGACUUCCUGCCCAAGGACGCGUCACGCAGCAGUGCCAACAUCUCUGACGAUGAAUUGGUUCGGAUCAAUGCAGCCGUGGUUCAGGCAACAAAGAGCGUGCUGGCGCGCAGAAAUCCAGGUGAACACACCAUCGGCCUUCUGUCCAUGACGUUCCACUUGGUAGAUGAUAUCCCCAUAUCCAUCGGGCACGCCGUUGGUCAUGCCAUGGCGACGCACCUAGUCAAGAAUGCCAAAUUUUGUGUUAGGACAAGGAAGGAUGACGAUGAUGAAAUUGAUGAUGAUGAAGAACUGGUCAUCUGGGCGAGACGAUUCAUGUUGUUCUUUGAUGCUUCUCCAGUUGCAUUUGGUGGUCUCACUAGUCUCAACAUAGGGAAUUUGAGAUUUGGUGAGUCAGGCAUAUCUAGCAUCCUCACCACUUGCAAGCAGCUGAAGCGUAUGCACUUGUACAAUUGUGACUCUGGUGAUCAUAGCACCCUGCAGGUUGAACACGCUAAUCUCAGUGAGCUUUGUAUCGUAUAUUGUCGUCUCGAGCAAGUUAAGCUGAACUGGCUCCCUCAGCUCACAAGCAUAGUCUUUGACGGUUGGAUAGAUUUCCAAGAUCCACUGGUUCUUGGUCAUGUUCCGUUGCUCGAGUCUGUAAGCCUCACAAAUGUUGCCCUUAGUUACAACAAGAUGGUCAAGUUAAGUAGGUUUCUUGGCAGUGCCUCUCCACGAGUUCUGAAGUUGGGGUUUAGGUCCGAAAUGAUUUGGGUGCAGCCAGAAUGUCCAACGCAAGAUCUGGCAUCUGUGUUCCGCCAACUAAGGUUUGUGAACCUUGUUAAACUUCCUGAAGGGUAUGAUCUCACCUGGACAAUGUUUAUUCUUGAAGCUGCACCCUUACUGAAGGAGCUAUACAUGACAGUAUGUGCUUUCCUAAAGUUCUCUUUUAGCCACAUGUGCUUGAUAUUAGUUUUUCAUGGUUUUCUUACCACGUAUUAUAUAUGGCUAAAGACAGUUUAUUUUUAUCUUUGUCCUAUUGCUGAGAUGCAGGUCUGGGAUGAUUUGUGUUCAAUGGAAAUGGAUGAGGAGAAGAGAAAAAAGGAAUCGUAUAGUGAGAACAAGGGUGUAGAGUGGAGCGCGGCUGCAGCCGAUUUCCAACACCACAGUUUGGUCACACUCGUCAUCUUUGGCUUUGAAUCUGAAGAUUAUGCUGUUAAUUAUGUCAGACGUGUCAUGGUGGCGGUGGUCAAUCUAGAGGAUGUGUUCCUCUAUAGUAGGUUGGAGUUGGAGUGCGGCAACUGCCAGGACAAGAAGCCCACCAGGUUCGCCUGGACUAAAAGGCAGAAGAUUUCACUGAAGAAGAGAAUCACCGCGGGGAUUGAGUCGUUUGCCAUAAUCCACUCCAACAAGACGAUAAGGGCUGACCAUCAAGCAAAAAAGCUUUACCCACAGUGCUCACACUUUGACGCAACAAGUGGUUGAUUUAACAGUGAACUGUACUAUCAACAGUGGUUGCUUUGAACUUUUGGAAGUGUUUGUUAGUACUUUGGUUAUUAACAGUUCUCAUUUUAUU
Molecule: messenger RNA, 1819 nt
Organism: Triticum urartu
Lineage: Eukaryota; Viridiplantae; Streptophyta; Magnoliopsida; Poales; Poaceae
Molecular function (GO): protein binding
Source: RefSeq, a predicted model, not a curated record